Messenger RNA from Papilio machaon (common yellow swallowtail), 916 nucleotides. It is a transcript of the gene Ip259, whose product is annotated as ribosome biogenesis protein NSA2 homolog. Bases 102 to 881 code for a protein of 259 amino acids. The record is from RefSeq and is a predicted model, not a curated record. Gene Ontology annotation, biological process: maturation of 5.8S rRNA; maturation of LSU-rRNA. Gene Ontology annotation, cellular component: preribosome, large subunit precursor; nucleolus. The transcript is spliced from 2 exons. Lineage: Eukaryota; Metazoa; Arthropoda; Insecta; Lepidoptera; Papilionidae.
AAUCUUGUAAAUACAUUUUAUAUUUUCCGUAAUUUGUGAAGUUAAAACUUUCUUUUAACACCAAAUGAUAAUAGUGUAAACUUGCCGUAAAAGCAACCACAAUGCCGCAGAACGAAUACAUUGAACGCCACAAAAAGCUUUACGGUAGACGUCUUGACUAUGAAGAGAGGAAGCGUAAGAAGGAGGCCCGCGAGCCGCACAAGAGAGCAGAGAAGGCGCGGAAACUGAGAGGUAUCAAAGCUAAGAUCUACAACAAGGAGCGUCGCAAUGAAAAGAUACAAAUGAAGAAGAAAAUUAAGGCACAUGAGGAGAGAAAUGUUAAACAAAACACUGAGAAGGUAUCCGAAGGCGCCCUGCCCGUGUACCUAUUGGACAGAGAUGUACAGUCUCGUGCUAAAGUAUUAUCCAACAUGAUUAAGCAGAAACGUAAAGAAAAAGCUGGAAAAUGGGAUGUACCAAUACCUAAAGUGAGAGCACAGGCUGAUGCAGAGGUGUUCAAAGUUUUAAAAUCUGGUAAAUCUAAACGAAAAGCUUGGAAGCGAAUGGUAACUAAAGUGACAUUUGUCGGAGAGAAUUUCACACGGAAGCCACCAAAGUUUGAGAGAUUCAUUCGGCCAAUGGCUCUAAGGUUUAAGAAAGCGCAUGUCACCCAUCCUGAAUUGAAAGCCACAUUUUGUCUGCCAAUAAUUGGUGUUAAGAAGAACCCAAGUUCUCAGAUGUACACAAGUCUCGGUGUAAUCACAAAGGGUACAGUUAUUGAAGUGAAUAUAUCAGAGCUUGGUCUUGUGACUCAGGCAGGCAAAGUUGUGUGGGGCAAGUACGCACAGGUCACCAACAACCCUGAGAAUGAUGGAGUUAUUAAUGCCAUUCUUCUUGUUUAAUGUAAUGUGUGAUAAUUUGAUUAAAAAUAAAGACU